This is a messenger RNA of Anguilla anguilla (European eel), 2499 nucleotides long. RefSeq lists its product as uncharacterized. Gene Ontology annotation, cellular component: apical plasma membrane; cell surface. Gene Ontology annotation, molecular function: calcium ion binding; protein binding. Gene Ontology annotation, biological process: neutrophil migration. The transcript has 13 exons. NCBI's taxonomy places the organism in Eukaryota, Metazoa, Chordata, Actinopteri, Anguilliformes, Anguillidae. The record is from RefSeq and is a predicted model, not a curated record. Bases 1 to 2484 code for a protein of 827 amino acids.
AUGAGACCACGCGCAGGUGGCACUACCGAUUUCGCUGGCCUGGACGGCUGCCGGAGCUACGUGGCGUGUGUGGAGAUGGCGCUCGGCCCCGCGGUCCUGUGCCUCACCGCGCUGACCGAUCCUGACGUGCCCAGGAACUUCAGGGUGACCGCUUGGGACAGCAACAGCGUGACCGUGGGAUGGGACUGCCCCCCGAGCGACCCCGCCUCGGGCCUCACCGCCUUCCUGCUCACGGUCUUCCACGUGGACGGCUCUGGCCACGUCCUGGAGGAGAGGAGCUUCAGACACACGCUGGGCAGCCCGGUGUUCACCGUGGGCAGCUUGCCUCCCUGUAGCAGGGUGCAGCUGGGGCUUCAGGUGGUGUGCCAGUCUACGGGCCAGUCCCGCCUCAGCAGGAUGGUCCUCAGUGAUGGAAACUCUGCAAACUCUGAAAUCAUAAACCUACACCAGUCCUCCUUUGGCUCCCACAACUAUACGGUGAGCUGGUCUGUGCAGAACAUCUCCUCCAUCUCCAGCUUUAAGGUAUACCACCAGGGGGAGCUCCAGAGCUCCACGCUCCUCACCUGGUACACAGUGACAGGCCUGCUUCCCUGCCACCAGUACAGCAGCAGGGUGGAGGCCCUGUGUGGGGACAGCACGGUCAUGAGCGUUAGCACCAUCCAGACAAAAACAGGCCCUGGUGAAGUGUUGGAUCUCAGAUUCAGACAGAAGGACUCGAUAGCCCUGUGGAGCGGCAGGUCUGGGGUGGGCGUGGCCUUCUUGUACCGCCUCUCUGAGAGGGGCGGCCCGAGCGUCCGGAAGGGGAGGCUGGCAGGCCCCCCCCUGCCUCUGCCGGGCCUGAGGCCUGGCUCCCCGUAUGACCUGGAGGUGGUGCCAGAGUGCGAGGGUGGCGAGCGUGGAGCUCCAGCUGUGCUCUACUUCAUCCCAGAGGAAGUCCCUGGCAGUGCCCCCAACGAUGCCCCUGGAGACAUCCUGCUACCCAGAGUUGUUGACUCUGCAGACCAAACAACAGAUCGCCUCGGACUGCAGGUUCACCUCCCCAGCCAUGAAAUGUUCCUUGUUGUGCCAUGGACAAUGCCGCCAUCGCUGGAGGAUCCGAGGGCAGAAGCUCGAGUCCUGCUGGAGGGCAUUAUUAAAAGCAAGCUGCAGAACUUACUGAGUAAGUUCUGGCCAAAAGCGGAGGUGCAGCUGAUCUCGUUUGAAGACAGCGAGAGGAAAACAAAAACCAAGAUCACUUUUGAAAGCUUUGAUGUUUCCAGCCAGGAUGGGGUAGUGAUCCUCCGCCCUGAGGAGCAGCUGCAGCAUAUUAUCUCUCUCGGCCACGCCCACAUCACCGUCACAGACGACAGCAUCUACUGGGACGACCCAGAUGAGUGUGACUCCCCCGCCCUGAACAAGUGCGGCUCCAACUCCGUCUGCAUCAACACCCUGGACUCAUUCACCUGCGUGUGUGAGCCGGGGUACUACAGCCUGAGCCCCAUCCUCAGCCCCGCCUGCCACGAGAAGGGGAUGUUCACGCUAUGCCUGAAGGACCAUGUAUCUGGGGGCAUCUCCAAGCCUUUCCUCAUCCACUACUUUGGCGGGAAUGUGACUGUUGUCCUCAAUGAUGGUCGCUGCUCCAUCAACGAGACGGACAAGUUUUAUUAUUACAGGAUAACUGGCGCCCCCUCCCAGUGUGGAGGCCAAACGCUUAUUAACAGGACGCAUGUGGAGUUGAGGAACGCGCUGACUGUGACGCUCAGCAGCGGGAGAUCCAUCACACGGAGGGACCUGAAGGUGCUGUGGACCUGUGCCUACCCGCUGCUCCAGACCAGCACAGCCCGCAUGAAGCCUGGUCUGGACUGGGUUACCUCUCACAGUGUGGUGCAGGUGAAUUCGUCCCGCCUCCUGGAGAUCAGCAUGGCCUUGUACAGUGACUCAUCUUACACAUACAACUACACUGGCCCUGUGGAGCUCCCUUCUGCAGAGCAGCUGUACAUCCAGGUGACCCUGCACUGUGAAGACAGCCUGGCCUACAACAUGAGCCUACAGCUGGAGUCCUGCUGGGCCACACAGACCGCAGACCCACAAGAGGAGAAGAAGGCUUUUUUCCUGAAGGGGGGCUGCCCAAACGACAGAACCUUCCGCUGGUACCUCCAGAGCAGUUCCCCUCAAAGGAAGAGGUUCUCCAUUCAGAUGUUCACCAUGUCUGACCUCUCCCACAUCUACCUUCACUGCCUGAGCAGAAUAUGCAGCCAAGAUGAGAACUGCACAACGAACUGCUCUCCCAGGCAAAACCAAAAGGCGAGAAGAGAUCUACCGGACAAACUCACAGCUAUUCUUUCAGCAGGACCCAUCUCUGCAGCAAAGAGGAAACUGACAAACUGGCCUGGAGCCCAGAUCAUGCUAUCAGUGGCCGGAGGAUUGAUUGGCCUCUUUUUUCUGACAGCACUGGGUGUGCGUGCAGCACACGCUAUAACACAGCGCAACUCCGGACAUCAAUAAAGUGUGUAUACCUGC